Messenger RNA from Monopterus albus (swamp eel), 4976 nucleotides. It is a transcript of the gene slc9a6a, whose product is annotated as solute carrier family 9 member A6a. The record is from RefSeq and is a predicted model, not a curated record. Lineage: Eukaryota; Metazoa; Chordata; Actinopteri; Synbranchiformes; Synbranchidae. The coding region runs from base 164 to 2230 and encodes 688 amino acids. Gene Ontology annotation, molecular function: potassium:proton antiporter activity; sodium:proton antiporter activity. Gene Ontology annotation, cellular component: recycling endosome; plasma membrane. Gene Ontology annotation, biological process: potassium ion transmembrane transport; sodium ion import across plasma membrane; proton transmembrane transport. The transcript has 16 exons.
UGUAUACGUUCUGAAAAAAAUUGUUUUCACUUCCGGGUAUGAAUCGAUUCCUCUGAUGCUUUCGUCUUUAUGGUGACUACUCCCCCAAAUCGUGAAUAGAAUUUGCACAAAGUUUCGUUUUUUCGUCACAGACAUUGCUGUAUUUUACUGCUGACCAGCGAAAAUGCAGUUUAUUGUGACUGUCAGUAGUACACGGAGAGCAGCGAGGAUGCUGUGGCUGCUCAUGCUAGUGAGUCUGUCUGUGUGCAUCUGUGUCUGCCGAGCAGCAUCACCUCAGGAGGACAGUGCCAUGGAGAACAUCGUCACAGAGAAAAAGGCUGAGGAGAGCCACAGGCAGGACAGCGCAGACCUGCUCAUCUUCAUUCUGCUCCUCACCCUCACCAUCCUGACCAUCUGGCUGUUCAAACACCGGCGGUUCAGGUUUUUGCACGAAACUGGGCUGGCGAUGAUUUAUGGACUACUUGUUGGUGUGGUGUUACGGUACGGCAUCCAUGUUCCUCGGGACGUUAGCAACAUCACGCUGAGCUGCCACGUUAAUGCCAGCCCUGCCACUAUACUGGUCAAUGUCAGCGGCAAAUUCUACGAGUACACUCUGAAAGGAGAGAUCAGUGCCAACGAGGUGAAUGACGUGCAAGAUAACGAGAUGCUGCGCAAGGUGACCUUUGACCCUGAAGUGUUCUUCAAUAUCCUUCUCCCGCCUAUCAUCUUCCAUGCUGGCUACAGCUUGAAAAGGAGACACUUCUUCCGUAACAUGGGAUCCAUCCUGGCUUAUGCCUUCCUAGGCACAGUUAUUUCCUGUUUUGUUAUUGGGUUGCUGAUGUACGGCUGUGUGACGCUAAUGACGCAGGUGGGACAGCUGCGUGGGGACUUCUUCUUCACUGACUGUCUGUUCUUCGGAGCUAUCGUCUCUGCCACAGACCCUGUGACGGUCCUGGCGAUCUUCAACGAGCUGCAGGUGGAUGCGGAUCUGUACGCUUUGCUGUUUGGAGAGAGUGUGCUCAACGAUGCCGUGGCCGUGGUUCUGUCCUCCUCUAUAGUAGCGUACCAGCCAGAAGGAGACAACAGUCACACCUUUGAGGUCAUGGCCAUGCUGAAGUCUUUUGGGAUUUUCCUUGGAGUUUUCAGCGGCUCCUUUGCACUGGGGGUGGCCACUGGCGUUGUCACUGCUCUCGUGACCAAGUUCACCAAGCUGAGGGACUUCCAGUUACUGGAGACAGCUCUGUUUUUCCUUAUGUCAUGGAGCACGUUCCUGCUGGCAGAGGCCUGCGGCUUCACAGGUGUGGUAGCAGUGCUCUUCUGUGGAAUCACUCAGGCCCACUACACCUACAACAACCUGUCCCCUGAGUCCCAGGACAGGACCAAACAGCUGUUUGAACUACUGGAUUUCCUGGCAGAGAACUUCAUUUUCUCCUACAUGGGUCUGACCCUGUUCACCUUCCAGAACCACAUCUUUAACCCGAUGUUCAUCAUUGGAGCUUUUCUGGCAGUGUUCCUAGGAAGAGCUGCUAACAUUUACCCUCUCUCAUUUCUUCUGAAUCUGGGACGUCGCAACAAGAUCAGAUCGAACUUCCAGCACAUGAUGAUGUUUGCAGGACUCCGAGGUGCAAUGACCUUUGCCCUGUCCAUCAGGGACACAGCCACAUAUGCCCGUCAGAUGAUGUUUUCCACCACCCUGCUCGUGGUCUUCUUCACUGUUUGGAUUUGUGGAGGUGGCACCACCCAGAUGCUGUCCUGCCAGCACAUACGAGUGGGAGUAGACCCCGAUCAAGAUAACUCUAUGAGUAUCUCUGACGGCUCAGAGAGGAGAAGCACCAAACAAGAAAGUGCCUGGCUUUUCAGAAUUUGGUACAACUUUGACCACAACUACCUGAAGCCCAUCCUGACUCACAGCGGCCCCCCUCUCACAGCCACACUGCCUCCCUGCUGCGGCCCCCUCGCUCGCCUCCUCACUAGCCGUCAGGCUUACGAGAAUGAGUGCCAGCUGAAGGAUGACGCCUCUGACCUCAUCCUGACAGAUGGCGAUAUCAACCUGACCUACGGCGACAUUACGGUCAGUACCGAUGCCACAGGCGCUCACACCAGCCGCGGUUCAGUCUUUGCCGGCAUCACCUCGGGUGACGAGUUAACGAGUGGAGAUCACGAGCUAGUGAUGAGGGGCACGCGCCUGGUGCUGCCCAUGGAUGACUCCGAGCCUCCCUUCACAGAUCCCCACCCCCGCUUGCGGAUGUGAAGAUAAUCUUUUUGCCGCAGACCCAGACAACCGUCCGUCUCGAACUGACCCGAGCCAUUGAGAAAAAAAAGCAGUACCUGAUUCUCCUUCUUUCACCCUUCCACUUCCUUCUCACACUUCGCCUCAGUCCUCCUGUUUUUUUCUCCACACAUUUCCUCACAGCUGUAUUUUCUAACUUCCUCCAGUUGCAAAUCAGUGUCUCUACCUCAUUCUUGUUCUGCUCUUUUCUACACCUUUCUGUCAUCUGCCAUAACUGUAAUAAAGUUUUAUUUAUUUGCAGGGUUUUUGGUGUUCAGUUGAAGGUCAGUGUCUCUUAGUUUGGUUCAAAUGUGUGUGUGUCUGUGUGUGUGUGUCAGUUAACUUACUGUAGCAUUGAACUGAGGUAUAGCAGCAUGUGUUAGUGUGUAAAUGCAAGUACCAUCCACUAGAUAAUUCGUCAUUGUACAGUAUAUCAAAAGAGAAUUCUAUAACUUUGAUAUGCAUGCUGAGGAUGCUUGUUCAUUUCUUUGUAAGGCAGCCUGAGGGCAUUUGUGUUUUGGGUCUGACCUUGAAUGUUGCUGCAUUCUCACUGUGCAUCAGAGGCAUGCUGACCCAGUGGACAACUUUUCUGUACAUUUGGUUACAAUCAAGUGCCUGGGAAUUGUAGUUUUAAGCCCGGCUACCCAGUCUGCAUCGGAUCUGGGAAGCCGAGCUAGGGGUGGUGACGUGGUUGUAGUUUUUCUUUGUAAGAAACAAAACAAAACAAACAAAAAAGAAACAGAUACCUUUGUCCCCAAGGUAGCAAUAUACUCAGUGGGUGUUUGGGUUGUCAGUUGAUUCGUCUGUAAAUAGUGUGUAACAAUGCCACUGACACAGUGUAGCCUGACAGUGAAAGAUGUGGAUCUCUCCCAAUGACCUUUGACUGUGACAUAGAGAGGGAUUUUACACCUUAUUUUAGAAGCUGAUGCCGCUCGCAGCAGAAUGAAGGGCUGCUGCCCUGAGAUCCAAAUGAAGAAAGCUCGGUGCCAUUUCUGUCCUACAUUUUGACACUUUCUGAUGACUGAAUGCAGAUGACCUUAAAGUGUUUUGUAUUCCUUUUGCAAGAGAACAGUUUGGGUACUUUAAGCUGAAUCACCUUUUUCAUACCCAUUUAACUUUUUUUGUUUUCUUUUUACAAUCGUGCACUGAUGUCAAGACUUUUCUCGUGAAUUUAACCUCAAAAGUAGACAUACGGUAAAUAAAUUAGACAUAAAGGUACUUAGAAACAUGUUAUUGGUAAGCACACAAGUGAUUUUGUGAUUUUGGGAAGUCAGGUAUUUUAUUAUUGAUUGCUCUACGAACUAUUUUUGAUGAAUCGAUUAGUCCUGAAGUUGACAUAUGUAAAUGUUUUAUUUUGGCUGAUUAACAGACAAACUUGUAUUCACUUUAUAAUUGGGGAGGACAAAAAAAAACAGCAGAUUUAUUACAUUUGAGAGGCUGAAUGCAGUGACUUGAUGGUUAAUCAGUUAUCAGAACUGUUGACUAGUCAAGUCAUUGUAGAUGUUAUAUAUAAGGAGAGUCAUGAAAUCAGUGAAUAAGGCAGGUGAUUAUAUUUACAUUGGUACUGUGUCGGUUCAGAGCAGCAGUUUUCAUGCUGGAUGUUUUUCUCAGCUGUAAACAACAGGGUUCUUAAGGGUCAAUAGUUUAAAGCUUAACAGGAUUUUUACUCUUAUUAAGAUGUAUAAAGUCAUAAAAACACACACUAUUAAAAGGGUUAAAGUCUUAUUUCAGUGUGUACACUGUGGAGGCUGUUUUAGUGGGUGUACAAGAAGACCACACGGUUUAGAGAACGCCUUCCGGUGCGGAGUAGAGCAGCUGUUAAUGUCGCUUUAACAGGAAGUGUUGAUAGGGUGUCACUAUGGCAAUGCUGUGUUGAUGUGGACAGAUGCCAGUAAACAUUUGGUGACUUAGCUGAACACAGCGGUUUUGCAGUUUGCCCUUUUGGUAAACCAAAGGAAGGAAAGCUGAGAGUAUGCAAAGUGGAUGCAGAAGGAUCAUAACGGCGUUAAAGAAACGAGGGAGAGCAUAGAGUAGAGAAAGCUGGGCUUGUGUUGGUGUGUGCGUUCAUGUGUUGGGGAUGAUACAGAGGUGGAAGGAAGCGCGGGCAUUUAGGUUUCGCUUUUCCUUCCACAGUUAUCUUCUGCUGUGCAGGAACUUCUAAUUCAAAGUAUUCACUCUCUCUCUCUUUUUUUAUUUUUUUUAAUCAGGCACACCACUGACACCACAUUACCCAGGAAACGACUCAUUCCUUCCACCAUUUUAUAUUUUUCUUUUUUGUGUCGCUGAGUUUUAUUUUAUAGAACAGGAACAAUGAAGUAAAAAAAAAACUAAUAAUGGGUUGAAUAAUUUGCACUCAUGCAUUAAGAAUAAUUGUUUUUGUUAUGAUGUUUGUUUUAUCUAACAGCUGCCUUUUAUUAUUUGUGUGGGAAGGUGGGGGACUGAGCAACGUCAUGUCAGUUUAAUGAACGGUGAAGUAAUAUUUAGUAGAAGUGACGUUGAAUCACUGAUGUUGCUUUGUACAAAAGAUUCUUUCUGCAUCGCAGUGGCAGUCCUCUUUCAUACUGUUUGAUCCACCUUAUUGCUUUACCAGGUACUAUGUGUGUAUGUUUGAGUGCCGUUGCCACGACCUUGACAGAGUCUUUCACCCUGGCUCUUUGGGAAAAAAAACAACAUAUAACAACAGUGUGCCACUGUUCUUCAACUGACACAUUAAAGAAUGUGAAAUCUG